Molecule: messenger RNA, 3326 nt
Organism: Zingiber officinale
Lineage: Eukaryota; Viridiplantae; Streptophyta; Magnoliopsida; Zingiberales; Zingiberaceae
Product: alanine--tRNA ligase-like
Exons: 22
Coding region: 30-3005 (991 amino acids)
Biological process (GO): tRNA modification; alanyl-tRNA aminoacylation
Cellular component (GO): cytoplasm; chloroplast; mitochondrion
Molecular function (GO): alanine-tRNA ligase activity; nucleic acid binding; aminoacyl-tRNA deacylase activity
Source: RefSeq, a predicted model, not a curated record
UAAAUAUCCUAAAAUGAGCGUGCUGGAGCAUGCUCUUCUUCAACGCGCUCCCGCCGCUACGCUACCUUGUCGGCCCUAGGUUUAGGGUUAGCGUCUCCAUCUACUCCACCGUUGCCUCCGCUUUCAAAUCGGCGGCGCCUGCGACGAAUAUGGAUCACCAAGCGGCGCCGGUGGAGUGGCCCGCGGACAAGGUGAGGGAGACCUUCUUCCGGUUCUUCGAGAGCAAGGAGCACGUGGAAUGGCGGUCGAGCCCUGUGGUUCCUCUGGAUGACCCUACCCUUCUCUUUGCCAACGCCGGGAUGAACCAAUUCAAACCGAUCUUCCUUGGGACGGUGAACCCCACGACUCCGCUCGGACGGCUCAAGCGGGCGUAUAAUACUCAGAAAUGCAUUCGCGCUGGAGGGAAGCACAACGACCUCGAUGACGUUGGGAAGGAUACCUAUCAUCAUACGUUCUUUGAGAUGCUUGGCAACUGGUCGUUCGGUGAUUACUUCAAGACCGAGGCCAUCUCUUGGGCGUGGGAGCUUCUAACCGAGGUAUAUAAAUUGCCUAAAGAUAGGCUAUAUGCUACUUAUUUUGGCGGUGAUGAGAAGCUGGGACUUCCAGCGGAUUUUGAAGCUAGAGAUACAUGGCUAAAAUUUUUGCCACCUGUUCGGGUGUUGCCUUUUGGAUGUAAGGACAACUUCUGGGAAAUGGGUGAUACUGGUCCUUGUGGCCCUUGCACAGAAAUACAUUUUGAUCGUCUUGGUAAUCGUGAUGCCGCAUCUUUGGUUAACAAUGAUGAUCCUACAUGCAUUGAAAUUUGGAAUCUCGUGUUUAUUCAAUUCAACCGGGAAGCUGAUGGAAGUCUGAGGUCUUUGCCUGCUAAACAUGUUGAUACAGGCUUGGGUUUUGAAAGAUUGACUUCUAUUCUUCAAAACAAAAUGAGCAAUUAUGAUACAGAUGUAUUCAUGCCUAUAUUUGAUGCCAUUCAACAAGUGACAGGGGCUCGUCCUUACUCAGGCAAGAUAGGAUCUGAUGAUAUGGACAAAGUCGACAUGGCUUAUAGAGUGGUUGCUGAUCACAUAAGAACACUUUCUAUUGCUAUUGCCGAUGGUUCCCGUCCUGGAAAUGAGGGACGGGAAUAUGUUCUUAGGCGUAUUCUUCGACGAGCUGUCCGAUAUGGUAGAGAAGUUUUAAAUGCACAAGAAGGAUUCUUUAGUGGUCUUGUAGGUAUUGUUGCUAAAGUGAUGGGCGAUGUAUUCCCAGAGCUGAAGCAAUAUCAGUCUAAGAUACAAGAGAUAAUAGCAGAGGAGGAAGCAAGUUUUGGAAGGACAAUAGUAAAGGGAAUUGAGAAGUUUAAGAAGGCUGCGCAGGAUGUUCAAGGCACUACAAUAAGUGGGCAGGAGGCAUUUAUUUUGUGGGAUACCUAUGGGUUUCCUAUUGAUUUAACUCAGUUAAUGGCUGAAGAAAGGGGACUUACAGUUGAUGUGGAAGGUUUUAACAUUGCUAUGGAAGAAGCCAGACAGAAGGCCAGGAGUGCUCGCAGUAAGGUGGUUGGGGAAUCCAUUGUAAUGGAUGCCGAUGCUACAUCUGAGUUGCAUAAGAAUGGUGUGGCUACAACAAAUGAUAGUUACAAAUUUAUAUGGAACCAGGAGCAUGAAAGUGUGGUUAAAGCUAUAUACACUGGUAGUGAGUUCAUAGAGAUUGCUCCUGAUAGAGCUGACAUUGGCAUCGUGCUGGAAAGUACAAGCUUCUAUGCUGAACAGGGAGGACAGAUAUAUGAUACUGGGUCAAUUGAAGGGUCAUUUGGAUCAUUUAUAGUAAACAAUGUUCAAGUUUAUGGAGGCUUUGUUCUUCAUAUUGGAUCUGUUAAUGGAGGGAAGGGAUUGUAUGUUGGUGAUAAAGUAACAUGCAAGGUUGACUAUGAUAGACGGUCUCUGAUUUCUCCUAACCACACAUGUACUCACAUGCUUAACUUUGCUCUCAGGGAAGUGCUUGGGGACCAUGUUGAUCAAAAAGGUUCAAUUGUUCUUCCUGAGAAGUUGAGAUUUGAUUUCUCUCAUGGAAAACCUGUGCAUCCUGAAGAUUUGAGAAAAAUUGAGUCAAUUGUAAACCAACAGAUCACAGAUGAAUUAGAUGUGUAUGCAAAUGAAGUAACCUUGCCAGCUGCGAAGCGCAUAAAUGGAUUAAGAGCAGUUUUUGGUGAAAUCUAUCCUGAUCCUGUGAGGGUUGUUUCAAUUGGACGUAAGGUGGAAGAUCUUCUACAAGAUCCCGACAAUAAAGAAUGGUUAUCCAUAUCAACAGAAUUAUGUGGAGGAACUCAUAUAUCAAACACACGAGAAGCUAAGGCAUUUGCCCUUUUAUCGGAGGAGGGAAUUGCUAAGGGAGUAAGAAGAAUAACAGCUGUCACAACUGAAUGUGCAUUCAAGGCAUUAGAGUUGGCUUCCUCUAUCUCUGCAGAAAUUAGUGAAGCGUCCAAAUCAGAAGGAAGCUUACUGGAGAAGAAAGUUGCUGCUCUGAAAAGUAAAAUAGAUGCAGCUGCCAUUCCAGCAGCCUUAAAAGCGGAUCUCAGAACCAAGAUUUCCCAAUUGGAGGAUGGCAUUAGAAAGUUGAAAAAGAAGAUUGCUGAAGAAAAUGUUCAGAAAGCAGUUAAAGCAGCAAUUGAUGUUGCAAAAAUCGCUGCUUCUGAAGGAAAAACUUUUUGCAUCACUCGAGUGGAUGUAGGACUGGAUACUGCUGCAGUGCGUGAAGCAGUCUUGAAGGUUUUGGAACAACAGGGGUUACCAAUUAUGGUAUUCAGCACUGAUGAGACAUUGAACAAAGCUGUGGUGUACGCUGGAGUACCAAACACUGGUCCAAAGAAUGGGCAAGUAGUUUUGGAGUGGCUUAAUGAAGUUAUGAAGCCUCUUAAAGGAAAGGGUGGUGGUGGGAAAAACGGCAUUGCCCAGGGCCAAGGGAGUGACGCAUCUUGCCUCAGUGAGGCAAUGGACAUUGCUGCAAAGUUUGCUUCGCUGAAGCUGUAGCGUAUCUGGAUUAGAACAAUGGAAGCUGAUUAAUUUGUAAGAUAUUUGCCUAGUGACCAGUGGUUUCAAAUCAGUACCAGUUCUAGCUUUUGCAGCUGAACAUUCUUAACGGCAAAGCAUGAUAUUUUAUCAGUAUUUAUUGGCGUCUUUUUCUCGUUCCAAAACAUUCUCCUACUGUAUGGGAUAGUUUUUUCUUUCAUUUUAGCAUUAUAAUUUUUUGCUCAUUCUGGUUUUUGUUUGUUGACGAGUCAAGUAAAAUUUACAUUAUAGUGGUGGGUUUUCUCUAUAAUGACAAAGUCACAAGUCGUCUAUUAACCUGCC